Lethenteron reissneri (Far Eastern brook lamprey) is the source of this 2553-nucleotide messenger RNA. It is a transcript of the gene PPP1R8, whose product is annotated as protein phosphatase 1 regulatory subunit 8. The record is from RefSeq and is a predicted model, not a curated record. Lineage: Eukaryota; Metazoa; Chordata; Hyperoartia; Petromyzontiformes; Petromyzontidae. Gene Ontology annotation, molecular function: protein binding.
UGGGUGGUGUAAGUGGGCGUGGUGAAGGUGAAAGUGGGCGGAACGGAAAAGGGGCGGAGUGAAGUGGAAGAUGGCCGCGUCGAGCAGUGGGGAUGCGAUCAUCAAGUCUCUCUUCGAGUGCCCGUCCUGGGCUGGAAAGCCGCCACCCGGGCUGCAUCUCGAUGUGAUUAAAGGCGACAAAAUGAUUGAGAAACUGAUAAUUGAUGAGAAGAAAUAUUACCUGUUUGGACGGAAUCAAGACCUGUGCGAUUUCCCCAUUGACCACCAAUCAUGCUCACGUGUCCAUGCUGCCCUCGUCUACCACAAACACCUCAAGAGGGUUUUUAUCAUCGACCUCAAUAGCACACAUGGCUCGUUCCUGGGCCAGAUCCGUCUAGAGCCUCACAAGCCACAGCAGGUUCCCGUGGACACCACUCUCACCUUCGGUGCCUCCACACGCACCUACACGCUGCGCGAGCGCCCUCAGACCUUGCCCGGUGGUGCCACGGGCAAGGGGGAGGAGAAGAAUGAAGAGGAGGAGAUGAAGGGUGGACUGCUUGGCCUCCCGGAGGAGGAGACAGAGCUAGAUAACCUUACGGACUUCAAUACCGCGCAUAAUAAACGCAUAGCAACGCUCACCAUUGAGGAGGGGAACCUGGACCUGCCUAGGCCGAAGCGUAGGCGGAGGAGCUUCCACGUGAGCUUUAGCGAGGACGAGGAGGUCAUCAAUCCAGAGGACAUUGACCCGUCCGUUGGGCGUUUCCGUAACAUGAUUCAGACGGCCGUUGUCCCACUGAAGAGGAAGCAGGAUGGGCCCGGCACGCCGACCAGCCCCGGCGACAGCUCGUCCAAGCGGCUGCACGGCUUCCCGUUCUCCUCGGGGCUCUACUCGGGAAUUCCAGGCGGGGAGUCGGGGAUGCCCCCAACUUCGCCCAGUGCCCUGGGACCGGGUGCUGGGGCCACCGCGCUCAUUGGGGGGUUGCCCCUGCCCUUACCCAAUCCGGCACCCGACGUUGAGGUGUUUCCCGAGCAGGACCCUGCACCGAAUCUUAAUUCGGCUUCCGCGGCGGCCGCUGCGGCUGCGGCUGCUGCCGCUACCGCCGCAGCGGCGGCACCGGAACCCGGACCCACUCUGCCGCGCAAGAAGAAGUAUGCCAAGGAGGCGUGGCCCGGCAAGAAGCCUACACCCUCUCUGCUCAUCUGAUGCCCACAUUCCCACACGUGUUGAUAAGAAAAACGCGGCCCUCUCGCUGGAACCCCCAAUUUUACAUACAAGCCAUUUCCAGAGGCGUUUUAACUUCCAUGUAUCUGCUUUUGUUCACAGUUCAGUACGGUAGGCUUUCUGCAGAACUGUUGCUGGUUGGCUGUGACAUUGUUACAUUUAAAAUGCCUAUGUUGUAAGACUUGUCAGCUGGAGGAUCAUUGUUGGACUAAUAUUGAUGCUCCUCUGGCAAGUUGUGAUGGGUUGGUGUUAAGAGGAAAUAUAUAUUAUGGAAGCAAAGACGUUCCGUGUGGCAGGUGUCAAUCCCAGUUCUUCAUGGUUAUCACGAUCAGUGGUUCCCAACUUUUCUGGAUCUGCAGCUACUUCAACCCUCAACAUUUUUCUGGACCUCCACGCACCAGUAAGAUUUUAAAAAUGUCAGCUACGAAAUGAUAUCUCCCAAUAAUUCUGCUGAGCAUGGGUUGGGAACCACUGCUCUCGUGCAUGCUGGCAUUUGCAGGUGUGUGUAGUAUUACAUUGGAAAUACGUGCAAAGCUGAAGCACUCAAGACCAAGAGGGAUGCAUAUUUUAGAGUCCUCAUACUUUAGGACUAGGCUUGAAUGGCGGCACCUUCCACAUGAAAUGGGAAGACAACUUGAUUGGUGUAAUUACAUCAGUUUGUACUUGAUGCUGUGUAUGGUUUUGGUCAUAGCUAUGAGUGGAUAUUGCGAUUCAUAUUUUUGAUGGUCAUCCCAGCACGAUGUUUAAUAAAUGUUAGGACAGAGGUUGCGUUGUUGCCCCGGUGUUCGGUUUACUGUCCUGUUUGAACAGAUCAGAGUUGUAUUUUUGUGUGUAAUUGGCUGCAAUGUAAACCUGUUGGCAGUGGUAGCUGUUAAACUUAUUUAACAAUAAUUUUACAUUAAUUUUUUCCCAGUUUCUUUUGAUGAAUGUAUAUUGUGCCCUAAAUGUGAUGUGUACAUUAGGUUGUAACCGAACGUCAUCAGUACAGUGAUGCCUGCUGGUAAAAAUUGGCAUCGUUUGUCAUAUCAGUGCUCAAGUCGGCAACAGACCAUACACAAGUGAGGCAACUACUCUAGUCUGUGUAUUGUCCACGUAAAAGAAAAUUUGCAGAGCGAGAAUGGAUUUGCCAUGGCCUAUUGUAGACAACAGUGGUAUUGUCUGCAGCUUGUAGUUGACACCAAGUGUGGACGAUGGUGGGCGUCAAGGUGCAGUUGAAGUGGCACUGCGAACGGGGGCAUACCUGCUUCUGGAGUUGUCCAAGUAAGAGCUGUAACGAGCUGUACCAAAAAGGUGCCUAUUUUGUAUAAAUGAUGGUGGCACAGAUUUUCUACCAAAAUAAAAACAAAAAAGCA